CUUCUGGCAGAAUUUAUUGGGAUGGCAAUUUUCCAGAUCUAUGGGGGGAGCGCAAAUGAUGAGGUGGCGGCAUUUGGCAACGGCCUCACUCUAGCAGUCAUCAUUUAUGCGACGGCGAACGUGUCGGGGGGGCAUGUGAAUCCGGCAGUGACACUGGCCAACUGCCUGACUGGGCACAUGUCCUGGGGCCGAGGCGGCCUCUACAUGAUCGCGCAGCUGCUUGGAGGCAUCUUCGGCGCGCUCAUUGAGUCCGGGCUGCUGCCGGACGUGGCUGUGGGCGGCGGCUCUGGCCCCGGCUGCUUCACGCACACAAAGGGCAUCCACACGACAACCGGCCAGCUCUGGUGGUGGGAGACCAUCAUGACCUUCCUCCUCGUGGUUUAUGCGACGGCGGUGACUAAGCCGGGUCAUGGCAACAUGGCACCACUCGCCAUCGGCUUCACACUCUUCGCAUCAGCCUUUGUAGGUGGUCCUUCAACCGGAGCUGCAUUGAACCCGGCGCGUGUGCUUGGCCCAGCGUUGGUCUUCCACUGCUACUGGGACACAGCAUUCGUCUACGUAUUUGCCGAGUUCUUCGGAGCGGCUAUUGCGGCUGCACUGGUUCUACCGCUGUAUGGG
This is a messenger RNA of Coccomyxa subellipsoidea C-169, 618 nucleotides long. Its product is annotated as aquaporin-like protein. The annotation marks the transcript as partial. Gene Ontology annotation, molecular function: water channel activity. The transcript has 5 exons. Gene Ontology annotation, biological process: water transport; transmembrane transport. The record is from RefSeq and is a predicted model, not a curated record. Gene Ontology annotation, cellular component: membrane. Lineage: Eukaryota; Viridiplantae; Chlorophyta; Trebouxiophyceae; Coccomyxaceae.